Molecule: messenger RNA, 2366 nt
Organism: Nezara viridula (southern green stink bug)
Lineage: Eukaryota; Metazoa; Arthropoda; Insecta; Hemiptera; Pentatomidae
Source: the annotation of a GenBank genome assembly
CUUUUGACAAUUUAAAAAUGUUAAUGGGAAUGGUGCUAUUUAUUGUCAAAAGAAAAUCAAAGUGUCCCUUUUCGUUUUUAAAUUGUCAAAUGCGCAGUUAUAUCAGUGAUGCUGGUCUCAAAACAAUCAGAAAUAUUGGAGUUCUAGCUCACAUUGAUGCUGGAAAAACUACCACUACUGAAAGGAUGUUAUAUUAUUCUGGCAGAAUUAAAAGGAUGGGUGAGGUACAUAAGGGCACAACAGUUACUGAUUUUAUGGAACAAGAAAGAAAUAGAGGAAUCACUAUUUCCUCAGCAUAUGUUUCUUUUCAAUGGAAUAACCAUUUAUUUAAUCUUGUUGAUACUCCUGGUCAUAUUGAUUUCACUGCUGAAGUUGAACAAACCCUAAAUGUUAUUGAUUCUGCAGUACUUGUUCUUGAUGGUUCUGAAGUUUAUGCUAAUAAAAUGGAUCAUCCUGACAGCGAUAUUAGUCUUUGUGAGAAAUCUCUAAAAGAAAAACUUGGUGUAAUACCUUUAGUUUUACAUAUUCCACUCAAAGAAAAAUCAAUGUUUAGAGGUUUGGUGGAUUUAGUUUCUGUAAAAAAAAUUAUUUGGUCUGAUAAAGAAAUUUCAGUUUCUGAUUUAAAUGAUAAAGAUGAAUAUUAUACUUCAGUACUGGAAAAAAGAAAUAAUUUAAUUGAUCAGUUAUCAUCAUUGGAUAAUGAUCUUGCUGAUAUCAUUCUGCAAACUGGAUGUUUUGAGUCUGUUUCUGAGAAGGAGUUACUAUUAUCUAUUCGCAAAGUUACGAUUUCCAAGAAAGGAGUUCCUGUUGUUUGUGGCAGCUCCUAUAAGAACAUAGGAAUAGAAACACUAUUGGAUGCUGUAAUUCAGUUCUUACCAUCGCCAUUAGAAUUUUCAGGAUGUAAAAUUCAGAACUCUUUUAAGAAUGAUAUUAUAGGAAAAUCCUUCAAAGUUAUGCAUGAUAAGCAAAGAGGACCCCUAGUGUUUUUUAGAAUGUUCUCUGGAAACUUAAAAAAAGGUCAAAAAGUCUAUAACUUACAUAAGGAGAAAGCAGAUAAAGCUUUAUCAUUGUAUAAAGUCUUCGCUGAUGAGAUCAAUGAAGUAUCUUCUGUUUAUUGUGGAAACUUUGUUGCUGUUUCUGGAUUGAAGACCGUACAAAGUGGAGAUAUAAUAUGCAGCUCUGCAACUGCAGCUAAGAAACUUAAUUCACUUUCUAGUGAAAAUAAAGAUGAAUUUGAAAAGCUUCUUCAAGGAAGUUUGGUACCUAAUCCUGUAUUUUUCUGUUCGGUUGAACCUCCAUCUCAGUUCUACCAGUUAGCCCUUGAUAAAGCUCUUUUAGAACUAUCUCGUGAAGAUCCUAGUUUAAGGGUGACUUUGAAUAAUGAAACUGGACAAACAAUUUUGGGAGGAAUGGGUGAACUUCAUUUAGAGAUCAUAAAAGAUAGAUUGAGAACAGACUAUAAAAUAGAUGUGGAUAUGGGUCCAUUACAGAUUGUUUACAAAGAAAAACCUCUUUCUUCUGUUAAGGAAAAUCAUCAUUUUCAUAGCUUAAUAGGCUCAAAGGAACAUAGUAUAAAUAUUUCACUAAUGUUAAGACCAGAGAGAAGUCGUGAAAUUUUGCACUUAGAUACUUCAAAGGAAGCCAGCCAAAAUUUGGCUCACAUUUCUCCUCAAACUUUGGCAAUAAUAAAACAUGGUGUUAAAUCAGGUUUGAGUAAAGGACCAUUGAUGUCUUGUGAGGUUACAGAUUCUCAUGUUAUUUUGCACAACCUAACCAUGAGCAAAAGGGUUCCUGACUCCUUGUUAGUUGCAGCUACAUCUCACUGCGUGAAUAAAAUGCUGAAGAUGGCAGGAACAAAGUUAUUGGAACCUAUAAUGGAAGUCAGUAUAGCUGUUGAAGACUCAUAUCUUCAAUCUGUUUUAGGUGACCUGACAAGGCGUAGAGCUAAUGUUCUAAAUAUUUCAUCAAAAUAUGAUAUAAAGGAAAUAGUCUCUGAAGUACCAUUGGCUGAACUUUUGGGUUAUGCUAAAUAUUUAAGAACUAUUACUUCUGGCUCUGCAAGAUUGUCAAUGGAAUUCACUAGUUACAAAGAUGUACAGCCUCAAGUUCAAGAGAAGAUAAUAAAUGGUUUGAUUUGAAGGCUUUCCUUUAAUAUUAAUUUUCUAGAUGAUGAUGUAUUAUACAUAAUUGUUAUAUUUAUUUAAAAUUGGGUCCAAUUGUUUAUAAACUUGCCGAUACUUAUUAAUAUUUGUUAUUAGUGUAUCUUUAGUUUAAUAUAUAAAAUGAAAUUUAUGUAUGUUUAAUUGAUAUUUUAGUAUUUGUUACCUUGAACUGAAUGGUUUGUUUAUUAGCAGUCUGAACUGUAC